This is a messenger RNA of Daucus carota subsp. sativus, 405 nucleotides long. RefSeq lists its product as uncharacterized. The transcript has a single exon. The coding region runs from base 1 to 405 and encodes 134 amino acids. The record is from RefSeq and is a predicted model, not a curated record. NCBI's taxonomy places the organism in Eukaryota, Viridiplantae, Streptophyta, Magnoliopsida, Apiales, Apiaceae.
AUGGGAACAGAAGUGUUGAGAUCACAGGAUAUCAUCAGAGAAGCUCCGGCGAGUUUUCAUCACCGGAAAACUUACCACGGCUACGGAAACUCCGGUCCGAAAGUCAACCGGAAGCAAGUCCGGCCGGAGCACCGGCGAAACUCGCCGGCUCCGAGAAAAUCGGAGAUGUUAGGCCAACUCGUGAUUCUGAAAAGAGGCGAAGCACUUGGCGCGAAAAUCAAGGCAGGUCCGGAUCCGAAACAGGUCCGAUUGGGAGUUCAGGACACGUACGCAGGAUCGGCGUUCUCGAUGUCGCCGUCGCCGAGUUCGUUGCCUUUGCCGACGUUUUUUACGAAAGGCGGCGUGAAAGCGGUGGAUGAUUCAGCGGCGACGAGGGAUUUGAGGAGGUUGUUACGAUUAGAUUGA